AUGGAGUUUGAAAUAGUUGAUCUAACAUGCUUGUCAAAUGCCACAAGUGCUAACUUAAUUAUAUCAUUUUUUCAUUCUUUUUCAGAUGAGUUAAUGCAAGAUAAGGCCUAUGGACAGAAAAAUACAAAUAGAAAAGGAAAAUCAGUGGCUUUUUCACCAAAAGAAUACAUUUCACCAUCUUUCAAACCAGAAUAUAUAGAAUUCAAACCAAAAUAUCAGAAAUUCAACAUCAAGAACGGUUUUGAUCCUUUUCUAAAGAAUAUAAACAACAAAAUGUCAGUCAAAAAAAGGAAAGACCAAGAUAUGUUCAAAUGUAGAAAUAUUUUAAGUGCCGAGGUUGUAGAGCAUGAAGACCAAGAUCCUCCUUACCCAACACAUUCAAAAACUGCAAGCCCUGCUAAUAAAACCUGGCCCCAUAAUCUUUAUAUCAUCGCAAUAAAGGGUUUAGACACUAAGAAUAAGUUAGCCAGUGAUCCUGGUAUCACCGCACUAAAGACUUCAGACCCUAAGAAUAAGUUAGUCCAUGAUCCAGGUAUCAUCACAAUAAAGACUUUAGACACUAAGAAUAAUUUAGCCCAUCAUCCUAGUAUCGCCACAACAAAGACUUUAGACACUAAGAAUAAGUUACAGGAAAGGCUACCAAAUGUAUCUUUACCAAACUUUGAGGGAGAAUCAUCAAUGACUGGAAAAGUAAAUGUAAAUAAAUGUUGCCUCUCAAAAUCAUUAAGUCUUACUUCCCACAUAGAAAAUUUAAAACAAUCAAUGAUGCUCAAGUUAAUUUUAAGUAAAAAUGUGCAAGACCUUUCAGAUAGAUUAUUUUCUACACCUGAAGUUUCUAUGGACACAGAAGCAAGAAAGAAAAGUCAUAGUUCUCCACUUCUGGCUCUUCAUGAUGAACGACCAAGUAGUUUGGAAGGCAAAGUAUUUGAAAAAAUUCAAGAUUUAAAUGGCUGGCUUUCAGAAGGAGACAUUUUAAAUUCAGAGUCUCUUUUAAAUCAAAUAAUUAAAGAUAUUCCCUCAGAUUCACUUUCAGAAGGUGGACCAGGAAAUUCUUCAGGGGUAGAAAAGGAACCUGUCUCUGAAAAACACUUAGAGGCUGCUGAGAUAGAUUCUCCAAUUAAAAAAAAGAGUAGUUUCAAAAAGAUACAUUUAAACAGUGAAGUAUCUAGCUCCAAACCAGAUUUGAAUAGCCUUGUAUAUGAUUAUGUUAUAAAGCAAAUAUUCACUGCACCAAUCGUCUCAGAGUUGGGGAUAGGAGUGAAAGAAUCGAGUGAGACACAGAUAAACUCGCAGAGUCAAUUACCCACAGCUUGGGAGAGUUCGCCUUGCAAUGUUCUAGUUCACUAUGAAGAAAACAAUAAUGAAAUAGAAUUUCUGCCGGCCAAAUCUGUUAUAAGCCAGAUAAUACAAGCAUUUCCUGUAGAUACUCUUUUAGAAUCGGGGAUACUCAAAGUGACAGAAUUAGAUAAAGAAUACCAGAAGAGCUUUUUGCUGUAUACAGAGACAGCUUUUGCUGAAGAAAAGCCAAAGGAUUCCACAGAGUAUUAUUCAGAAAUCAGAAGCAAAACAGAACCUCUUUCAGAGCAGAAUAUACCCAUAGUUCACAAAGAAACCACAUCUUUUAAUGGAGUUGAAUUCAUAGACAAAGGCCAAAAUAGAUCCCCACAAGAUUCAAAAUAUCAGUCGACACCAGAUAAAAAAACAGAUUUGCCAAGUAAUGGUCAAAGGCUUGAUAGAGAAGAAAAUGAUCUAAGUUCUACUUUAGAAAAUUUAAGUAAUGCACUAAUGGGUAAACUUAAUAACUCUGAUGUAAUAAUGUUAAAAUCCUUUUUGAAAAACAUAUUUAAUGUGUUUUUCAAAUAUAGUCAGUCUAAAAGCAGACAACCAGAAAAAGAAAGACUAAUUGAACAUCCUUUUCCAAGUCAGACAGAAGACCUUGAAGAAAUCAAAGAGAACUUUGAUAAAGUAGACAAAUUGGACAGAAAACCUAUUUUGAAUCCAAAGCUGCGUGUAUUUCUAGAAGAACUCUCAGAGUCAGAAAUAAAAAAUUUAAAAUCUGAAUUAAGUAAACAUAUCCAGCAUUACCUUGUAGAAAGGCUUUCAGAAUCAGGACAUAUCACCAAGGAGGACUUACCAAAAAUCUAUCAAAAUCUGUAUGUGAUGAAUGAGAAAGUAGAACCAAAAGGACAAAAUAUUUUUCUGGAGAAAUAUUCAGAAACUGUAAAAGAAAUCCUGUCUUUUGUAAAUAAUUUUAAUCAUCAUUUCACAGAUAAACAUUUGGAAAUAAAGCUAAGAUCUUUUUUAAAUGAAAUUCUCCAAAACUAUUUCCUAAAAAACCUUUCAGACAACAGUUUAUUUAAAGACGCAGAACCUGAGCCUAUACACUCAAAUGUAUCUUCUCUAAGAGCUAAAAGUGCCUCAGUAUCUUUUCAUGAGUUAGGACAAGAUAUUGCAAGAGGGAGUUUUGGUAGUGGGCUUGAAAUAAACAUGAAAUAUCCCUUAAGUAAAUCUCUACAAAACUAUCUUAUAGCUUUAUCAGAAAUUGAACUCUUAGAUCUAAAAGCUGAUUUAAGCAAACACCUCCAGAGUCUUUUUAUAGAAAAACUGUCAAAAUCAGGACUAAUCACAGAAAGGCAAUUAGAGGGGAUAAGCCGGCAUAUAAAUUUGGUUAAUUCUACUUUCACACCAUUAAAAUUUAUAAAGCCAGAUUUGUCCUUAAGAGAUGAAAAUCAGUUUGUGGAGGACCAUUCAGAAAAGCAAAAUAAAUAUUCAAAAAUUGCUCAGAAAACCACUUUACAAAAGGUUUCUGAAGAUAAACUUGUAGAAACAGAGUUGACCAAAAAGGAAGAAAAGGAACAUUUUUCCUUAGAGAAUAUUAAAGAAAGUCCAUCAAUAACUCAGGAACAGAAAAGAUACUAUCCUAAGGAAGCGAAAAUAUUGAGUUUAAUUAAAGUACAACAUUGUUCCAACAAAAAUACCCAGGCAAUUCCAGUAAAUAAGUCAUCAGAAAGACUUACAGAUACAAUGCCUAAGAAACAAAGGAAAGAACACGUUUUCAUGCAGUUUGCUCAAGCAGAGAACUGUGAUUUUAAAACAGAGAUACACGACCCACAUAGUUGGAGUGGUAAAUCAAAAAUAACUCAAUCAAAUGCUUGCUUUGAAAAGACACUGAAAAUGAAGUCCCUUGACAAAAAGGAGCACAAUAACACCUAUAAAUUGAUAGUACAGGAAAAACCUGAAGCAGUACUGUCACCGUAUCCAAGAAUUCCUAAUUGCAAGAUGCCAAAUGAAGGUGAGGAAUACGUAAACAAACUCACUUUUCCUUCCAGGCAAAGUAAUACUCUAACUUGCCUCAAUGCAGAAGCUGGAGAGAAAUCAAAAUUAGAAGACCAGUAUCAUCAGAGAUUGAAAGGAAAUAAUAACAAUUAUAGAAAACAACAUUUAGUAACAUUUGCACAUUACAAAGAAGAAAUACAAACCCUUUAUAUAAAACGAAACAAACUUCACAACAAAAAAUGUGCCAAGGUCCCUGAAUCACAAUUGCUUAAAUAUAAAGUUUUGAUAGCUGAGAAAAACUCAAAACCAUCCCUCUUCCCAGAAGUACUAAAGAGAGAAAAUCUAAAGCCCAGGGUUCAAAAAGAAAGAGACCAUGUCAGCAAACAAAAAAAGUCAUUUAACAAGAUGGUUAGUAUAUUACCAACCACACUGCCCACCACAGGAAUUCUUCUAAGAAAAUCUGUUCCAAGGGCAUUGCUUCAUUGGACUACAAGAAGAACUAUACACGACUGUUCGGAUAGAGUUGAGGAUUUACAUGUAACUUCAUUUAAGCAUCUUGAAAAAGCAAAAUCAAGAUCAAGGCUUUUAGGAAAGAGCCCAAAUGAUAGCCAUAAUCAGUUAAAACGCUCUGCAAGACCAUAUACUGCUCCAGAGGUUAACAAACGAGAAAGCUACACUGGAAAAUUUACAAGUCCUCGAAUCGUUUCAGCAGGCUUAGUUCAUAUAAAUGAUUCAAUCCCAGAUUAUGAAAUCCAUAAAAUGUGGCCAAAAAAAAAUUAA
Kogia breviceps (pygmy sperm whale) is the source of this 4056-nucleotide messenger RNA. Lineage: Eukaryota; Metazoa; Chordata; Mammalia; Artiodactyla; Physeteridae. The record is from RefSeq and is a predicted model, not a curated record.